Mytilinidion resinicola is the source of this 938-nucleotide messenger RNA. RefSeq lists its product as uncharacterized. Bases 1 to 840 code for a protein of 279 amino acids. The record is from RefSeq and is a predicted model, not a curated record. The transcript is spliced from 2 exons. Lineage: Eukaryota; Fungi; Ascomycota; Dothideomycetes; Mytilinidiales; Mytilinidiaceae.
AUGUCUAACUCAAGCUCAAACCCCCAGCCGCUCGGUGUUUUCUUCGUCCGAUCACCAUCGGGCGGCUUAUCUGACUCCAACAUCAAUCCCAACGUUAGGUUACUCCGCUUCUGGGUGCCCGGCCGCACUCACAACCGCUGGGAAAAAUUCACGAUAGGUACCGCACUGAUAGACGGCGCAUGGGGAAUAGUAGUAACCUUCAAUGAGUUGAAUGUAAGAAUGAAAAUCUGGGAAGAGAACGACUUCCGCGCUGACGCCUGCCCACCGCGCACAACUAGGGUGCAAACGGGCAUACCCUGGACCACCGGCAACGAGGGUCCUGGCAUAGUUUUCGAGGAGCAAAUUCCAGGCAUAAACCCCCGCGAUAAUUGGAUAGAUCCAGCCGCGACUGCGAACAUUCAACAGGCUCGAAACCUGGUGCGAAGGCCCGGAGCUGAUGCAGUUAUUACGACGCUGUAUCAGCUGAGCAGCGGCUAUGUGAUCGCCCUUGUCGCGGGCGUGGAUGUGAUUACUUUCCCUGUAGACGACAUUGACAACGACCACGACAGCGACGAUGACAGCGAUGGCGAUGUUCCAAUCACUUACGUUGGCCCCGAGAUUAGCGUUGACGCUGUUGCGACUCCAGUUCCCGCGGGCGAAGUUGAUCUAGACGUCUGCGGCAUUUGCCGGGAAGAGUAUGGUGCUGGCCACAUCGCGAUGCGUCUGUGGAUGUGCCAGCACGUUUUUGGGAGACAUUGUUUGCACGCAUUGCUCAACCACAGAACAGCCCCGACUUUUACAUGUCCAACUUGUCGUGCGCCUAUCUGCGAUGACCGUGAUAGAAGAGGAAACCCUCGAUGAUGACAAGCGGGGCCGCUGGCGUGAGUAAACAUGCCAUAGGAUCCCACGGGAUUCUAUGGCUGCACAAUGGGACGACCCCAUGAACCGACGAUGAAGCG